Messenger RNA from Trypanosoma rangeli, 1275 nucleotides. RefSeq lists its product as uncharacterized. The transcript has a single exon. The record is from RefSeq and is a predicted model, not a curated record. NCBI's taxonomy places the organism in Eukaryota, Euglenozoa, Kinetoplastea, Trypanosomatida, Trypanosomatidae. The coding region runs from base 1 to 1275 and encodes 424 amino acids.
AUGACGCGCCUGCAUGAGGGCAGCAUUUAUGCGCGUCUGGCAAUCCUUCAGUGGGCGGCAGCGAUUUUUCACAGGGAAUAUGGUGUCUUUGGUGAUAUUUCAGCGAGCGACAUCGCGGUUCUUCUGCAUGCGAUCUUUAACACCCCAUGUAAGGGCGACUCAGUGAUCACUGGGAAGUCGGCUGUGGUCUCCGUGCACGACAUUCAGUUUUGCGAGAACCCAACCCCCACGACACUGUUCCUCAACGCGAAGCGUGUGCUUUCCCUCGUGCAGACUCUUAGUUCCUGCGCUGUUGAUGGCAACAGCGACAAGAACGUGGCUGACAGUUGUUGCGGGGUUGGUGGUGGUGGCUGCCGGCCGCUGCCCCCGCUGCCCCCGCCGGCCGUUGGCAACAUGACGGUCUCUGCAUGGAUGGAAGGCAAGGCGUUUGUGGAGGAGUUGAAAAUGUGGCGUUGGAUCCGUGCCGAGGCGUUUCGGCGUGGACUUGAGAUAGAAGAACUAGAGCGCAGAGUGCAAGCCUUUCUCCGUGGCGCAGUGGAAUCUGGCAAGCCGCCGCUGCCUCACGCAGGUACGGUAGUGGAAUCAGUUGGGCGGUUGCUGGGGGCUGAUAGUGGUCUCCCAGCUGACGUGGUCAAGAAAAACGCCGUCUCGCCACGGAAGCGGUCACGUGAGACGGAGGAGGUUUCCACCAAUGCUUCUGGGUCUGCUCUACCCCCAGAUGAUGGUGGCAACAACCAUGUGCGAGUGCUGACCGCCACAAACGCGCCAACCGCGGACGGGUGUGAAGAAGGCGUCAGGAACCUCCUGCGCACUGGCGGUGUCGCCCAGAGUGCAGGAAGAGAUGGGGAGGUGAUCGUCAUUACUCAGAGGCAUGUUGACGUAGCGAGGGAACUUCAGGAGGAAGCAGCAACAUUGUCUCAUUUGACGUGUGACGGGGUUACCAUUGCGCCGAGGCUUCUCAACGUCCUUGAGGAGGUCAAGAAGGAGCUUGCAGAGCGAAGGCUGGUGGCAGAAGUUGCUGCUUCUGCAGCUAGCAGUAAAAAUACAGGAUCCGUCACCACGGCGCAGCGUCGAAGUGGGCCUCAUGUGGGUGAUGAAACGCACAGCAGUGGGAUUCCACACGUUGGGUGUUCGUCUUGUCCUGCCGUCUUUACGGAGGCGUUGCAGCAGAACUACAAAGCCAUUGCACGACUAGAGGCAGCGCGAGAGAUGGCUGUUGCUGCAUGUCUUAAGAGGGACGCAGCGGGCCUUUUAGAGGCUCUGUCAUUUGUUUGA